AUGACUGAACGCGCUGCUUUCAACAAAUGUAUUAUUGGUGAUUAUACUGCCAGGCUACGUCUCGGCAGAACUACCGCCAACGUGGUUACCGACGAGUUUGGUUUGAUUGGCGCUUUACAGCAAGGUUUGACGAACGGUGCUGAGAUGCUAGACGUCGGAUUGCACAGAAGUGUAACCUUAAGUACGCAGUACAUAUAA
Messenger RNA from Plasmopara halstedii, 198 nucleotides. RefSeq lists its product as uncharacterized. The record is from RefSeq and is a predicted model, not a curated record. The coding region runs from base 1 to 198 and encodes 65 amino acids. Lineage: Eukaryota; Oomycota; Peronosporomycetes; Peronosporales; Peronosporaceae. The transcript is spliced from 2 exons.